Molecule: messenger RNA, 2361 nt
Organism: Clarias gariepinus (North African catfish)
Lineage: Eukaryota; Metazoa; Chordata; Actinopteri; Siluriformes; Clariidae
Product: extracellular calcium-sensing receptor-like
Exons: 5
Coding region: 28-2361 (777 amino acids)
Biological process (GO): G protein-coupled receptor signaling pathway
Cellular component (GO): membrane
Molecular function (GO): G protein-coupled receptor activity
Source: RefSeq, a predicted model, not a curated record
CUGAGAGAAUUUCAAAGUGCACAAACAAUGGUUUAUGCAAUAGAGGAAAUCAACAACAGAACUGAUAUUCUUCCUGGUAUCAAUUUAGGAUAUAAAAUCUAUGAUACAUGUGGAUCAGUUGAAAAGACCACUAGAGCCUCCUUGGCCUUAAUCAAUGGCCAUGGACAAAAUACAACUUCAGUGACCUGCUCAAAACCUGAAACUGUACAAGCAAUUAUAGGGCAAACAUCGUCAACUCCCACUAUUGCUAUAUCUACAACAGUGGGACCUUUGCACAUACCUGUGGUCAGUCACUUCGCAUCAUGUGCAUGCUUAAGUGACAGAAGAAAACACCCAUCUUUCUUCAGAACUGUUCCUAGUGAUUAUUUUCAAAGCAGAGCUUUAGCAAAGCUGGUCAAAUAUUUUGGAUGGACCUGGGUAGGGGCCCUAUGCAGUGAUAAUGACUAUGGGAACAAUGGCAUAAGUCAAUUUAUCAGUGCAGCCAAAGAAGAGGGAAUCUGCAUUGAGUAUUCUAUGGCAUUUUUUAAAACAGACCCCAGAGAAAAAAUUCUGAAAAUAGUAGAGAUUAUCAAGGCUUCAACCUCCAAAGUAAUUGUGGCUUUUGUUGCAUAUUCUGACUUUGGGUUUCUUCUAAAAGAAAUGGCCUUGCAGAACAUGACUGACUUUCAGUGGAUUGGAAGUGAGUCCUGGAUUUCUGAUUUGAAUACUGCCAAUGCUGAAUGGCAAUAUAUUCUGAAAGGAUCUCUGGGUUUUGCUAUUCCAGAGGCUACAAUUAAUGGUCUAGGAGAAUUUCUUAUUAAGAUUACUCCAGCUUCCGAUAUAGCUAUUUACAAAGAGUUGUGGGAGACAAUAUUUCAGUGUAAAUUUCCAACACAAGAAACUUUUGAGAUGAAACAAGUGUGCAAGGGCAACGAAAGUCUUACUCAAGUUCGAAGCAUUUAUACAGAUGUUUCAGACCUACGAAUUGCAAAUAAUGUUUAUAAAGCUGUGUAUUCUGUGGCUUAUGCCCUGCACAACAGUUAUGGCUGUUCCAAAAGGGACAGUGGACAAUCAGCUGCUAACGUCUGUACAAACUUAGCAGAUAAUCAAAAACCAUGGCAGAUAGUAAAUGAGUUGAAGAAAAUCCGCUUCACCACUACAACAGAUGAGGAUGUAUUUUUUGAUGAGAAUGGAGACUCAGCAGCUAGGUAUGAUGUACUGAAUUGGCAACGAAACAAAGACAAUAAAAUAGCAUUUGUUAAAGUGGGUUUCUAUGAUGCUUCACUGCACAGACACCUUCAACUGUCAAUUAACAACAUCAGUAUAGCUUGGGCCCACAAUAAACCACAGGUACCACUCUCCAUGUGUAGUCCAAGUUGUCCCACUGGCUACAGGAAGGCUGUGCAAAAAGGAAAACCAAUUUGCUGUUUUGACUGUAUACCAUGUGCAGAUGGAGAAAUCAGUAAUAUAACAGACUCUAUAAUAUGUAUUAAGUGCCCUCCGGAGCUGUGGUCCAAUGACAGGAAAGAUACCUGUGUCUUAAAGCUUGUCGAAUUCCUGUCAUAUGAAGAAAUAAUGGGAAUUCUCCUUGUAUCAUUUUCUUUGUUAGGAGUAUCCUUCACAAUCCUUAUUGCUGUAAUUUUCUUUAAGCACAAGGACACACCUAUUGUUAGAGCAAAUAAUUCUGAAUUGAGCUUCUUGCUGCUCUUUUCUCUGACUCUGUGUUUCCUCUGUUCACUUACAUUUAUUGGUCGCCCAUCUGUAUGGUCCUGUAUGCUGCGCCACACAGCAUUUGGAAUCACAUUUGUCCUCUGUCUCUCAUGUGUUCUGGGAAAAACAGUAAUGGUGUUAAUGGCCUUCAGGGCUACACUUCCCGGCAGUAAUGUCAUGAAAUGGUUUGGUCCUUUACAACAGAGACUCAGUGUACUUGUUUUUACAAUUGUGCAGGUCAUUAUUUGUCUACUUUGGUUAAUAAUAUCCCCUCCUUUUCCAUAUAAUAAUAUGAAUUACUACAAGGAAAAAAUCAUAUUAGAGUGUAAUGUAGGCUCUGCUGUGGGUUUUUGGGCUGUGCUUGGUUAUAUAGGACUCCUGGCUGUUUUGUGUUUUAUUUUGGCUUUUCUGGCCCGGAAGCUGCCUGAUAAUUUUAAUGAAGCCAAAUUGAUCACAUUUAGCAUGCUCAUAUUCUGUGCAGUUUGGAUCACCUUUAUUCCUGCUUAUGUUAGUUCUCCUGGUAAGUUCACUGUAGCUGUGGAGAUUUUUGCUAUUCUAGCAUCAAGCUUUGGUUUACUUUUUUGCAUAUUUGUUCCAAAGUGCUAUAUCAUUAUACUGAAACCAGAGAACAACACUAAAAAGCAAAUAAUGGGUAAAGCACCUGCAAAAUAA